GCUUAUAUCGAAAAUCCCCCUGGAAACAAACACCAACGUUUAUCCGAACCUAAUGGCAGUGGUACCCCGUUUCUUUUGCUGCUUCUUCACUCACCCCAAGAACUCCUGCCGAUCUCCGCCGUCCGAUCAAAUUUCCUUCAAGCCCAAUCUUUCCGAACCCGGGAAGUUGCCUUCUCUUCCAUUUAAAGUCGAAAAUCUUGUUUCGUCAUUUGGAAAUGCUGUACAUGGAGUGUAUGAGAUCCACCAUAUGUUGCCAAAAUCAAAAUGUCAGGGAGACGCAAAGUUGAGAUUCCCGGCAAUGGGACUUCUUCUCGGCAAUUCCUUAAUGUUGACAACACCACUGCAAGCUUUGGCGGAAACGUGUGAAGCUGACAACUCCGGUUUCAGCAUGCCCAUACUGCUAUUUGUAGCCCUUGUAGGGGCCACUGUUGGUGGCUUGGUUGCUCGGCAAAGGAAAGGAGAAUUACAGCGAGUGAAUGAACAGUUGCGUCAAAUUAAUCAAUCUCUAAGAAGGCAAGCUAAGAUUGAAUCGUAUGCUCCUAGCUUGAGUUAUUCACCGAUUGGUGCAAAAAUACUACCAGAGAGUGAGGUGAUAGUUGACCCAAGGAAGCACGAGAUGAUAUCUCGACUGAAGGCUGGGAAGAAUUUUUUAAGAAAUCAAGAAACGGAGAAAGCACUUGACGAAUUUAAGACAGCUCUUGAGCUUGCCCAAAGUAUGAAGGACCCAAUUGAGGAAAAGAAAGCUGCAAGAGGUUUAGGAGCCUCACUGCAAAGAUUGGGUAAGUACCGAGACGCCAUUAAAUACCAUUCUAUGGUUUUGGACAUCUCCGAGCGAGAAGGAGAAGACUCAGGAAACACAGAAGCUUAUGGAGCAAUUGCUGAUUGUUAUACCGAGCUUGGAGAUCUCGAGCGUGCAGGGAAGUUCUACGACAAUUACAUUGCGAGGUUGGAGUCCGACUGAAUCAGCUUCGCCCAAAAGUUCUCUCUAUUAGUUACAGAGUUAUGUUGGCAUAUCACGAGGGGGUGUAGAUGACUUGUCACCGGCGCUAACCUGCAGAUCCCAGAACGUUUUGAUUUGGUUUCGCGGUACAAGUGGUUUAAUACAGAAUGCCUUUGGUUAA
This is a messenger RNA of Pyrus x bretschneideri (Chinese white pear), 1121 nucleotides long. Its product is annotated as protein FLUORESCENT IN BLUE LIGHT, chloroplastic-like. The record is from RefSeq and is a predicted model, not a curated record. NCBI's taxonomy places the organism in Eukaryota, Viridiplantae, Streptophyta, Magnoliopsida, Rosales, Rosaceae. The transcript has 5 exons. Bases 53 to 961 code for a protein of 302 amino acids. Gene Ontology annotation, molecular function: protein binding. Gene Ontology annotation, biological process: chlorophyll biosynthetic process.